CCAACUGUCAUUUCUGUCAAGUUAACGAAGGUGCUCGAUCAAUGAAUCGAUAAACGAUACGUCAACUUCUAGAUCCAUCAGGCUCAAAGUGCAGAUACUUGAGAUUUCCAAGUGGAAAGUGAGAGGUCGACAUGCAUAAGGAGUGGCACACAGUGAACCUGACGAGAAGGAGAGCCGGCUCGCACCAACCGGCGACGAUAGCUACGUCACUGCCUGGAAAAGCAAUAGUUUAGCCAUUGCAAUCCUACGCUUAGAUAAGCUCACCCAGUCCACUUAUCGACGUUCACGAGCGUGCAAGGAGUCGCGUGAACUUUGCACAUCCUAUUACAUUCAGGUGCGCAAUCAACAGCCGAGAUGCCGGUGAGGAUCAAUUGGCCUAUGCUGGCGGCGACGGUUUGCCCCAACAUUGGCGGCUGGGUCGGCGGCUUAAUCACCCAGAAAAAUAUCAGUUGGUACGAGUCACUGGUAAAGCCAAAAUACACCCCGCCGAAUUGGGUGUUCGGGCCCGUGUGGACCACCCUCUACUGUACAAUGGGCUACGCGUCAUAUCUCGUGUGGCGAGACGGAGGUGGCUUCGAGGCAGCGGCCGUACCGCUCGGCAUUUACGGUCUUAAUGUCGCACUCAACUGGUCGUGGACGCCGCUGUUCUUCGGGGCUCACAAAAUAAAAUUGGCUCUCUACGAACAUGUGGCGGUGUGGACCAGCACAGUGGCAGUUGGGAUUGCGUUCUACCACACCAAACCCAUUGCCGGCUAUCUCAUCAUCCCGUACAUUGUGUGGGAAACUGCCGCCAUACUGAUGAAUUACUGCAUUUAUCGGGACAACAAGCUAUACUACGAUUGA
Molecule: messenger RNA, 843 nt
Organism: Vollenhovia emeryi
Lineage: Eukaryota; Metazoa; Arthropoda; Insecta; Hymenoptera; Formicidae
Gene: Tspo
Product: translocator protein
Exons: 4
Coding region: 355-843 (162 amino acids)
Cellular component (GO): mitochondrial outer membrane
Source: RefSeq, a predicted model, not a curated record